CAUGUACCCUAGUGUGUUGUGGAAGUUGCUACCAGAGCCUUGAUUUUGUAUUCGGCGCAAGCAGUCUUUUUCCUCAGGCGACACCGGUACGAGAGGUAUCCUCCAUGUAGCCCAGAACCUCGAUUUUCCUGCCAUUGGCAAAACCAUGUCAACAUAACUACAUGAAAUUACUUAUUGUGCUACUCGUGGCUUCUCUUGCGUCUGCCGCACUGCGCAAGGCUAAAGAACCCAUCCCAGGUCGAUACAUCGUUAAGAUGAAGACCGGACAAGAUGUAGAGUCCAUGCUGGCAGCCUUAGGGCACACCCAAAUCUACCACAAAUACAAAACCGUCUUCCCUGGUUUUGCCGCCGCCCUGACAGACCGCAUGCUUCAGUUUGCUCUAUCUUCAGAUGCGGUAGAAUAUGUAGAAGAAGAUGGUGUUGUCCGGGCUGACGACGUGGCGUCAUGGGGUCUUGAUCGAAUCGAUCAGCUAAGUCUUCCUCUUGAUGGUGUCUUUCAACCCAUUGGUAACCAAGGACAAGGGGUCAACAUCUACGUCAUCGAUACCGGUAUCCUCAUUGAUCAUCAAGAUUUCAAUGGCAGGGCCUCUGUGGGCUUUGACUACGACAAUGGAACGGGAAUCGACUGCAAUGGCCAUGGUACGCACUGCGCAGGCACUGUUGCAGGCACUGCUUUCGGCGUCGCCAAGUUGGGUCACGUGAUAGCAGUACGCGUUCUAAACUGUUUCGGAAGAGGCAGCUGGGCUGACAUUAUCUCAGGUUGCGAGUGGGUAGCAGGCAACGCAGUGUUUCCUGCUGUUGUAUCUAUGUCUCUUGGUGGAGCCGAGAGUGAAAGUGUAGAUGAUGCUAUCCGUGCCAUGAUUAAUGCUGGAAUCAGUGUAUCAGUGUCGGGUGGUAACGAUGACUUCUCAUCAUGCCGCAAGUCUCCUGCAAGAACACAGGAGGCUAUCACUGUGGGCGCCACCGACUCUGCUGAUGUCCGAGCUAGCUUCUCCAACUAUGGCACCUGUCUCGAUAUCUUUGCUCCUGGUGUCGCUAUCACAUCAGCGUGGUACACCUCCGUCGAUUCAACUAAUACCAUCAGUGGUACAUCCAUGGCAACACCCCACGUAGCUGGUGCUGCAGCUAUUUUCCUUGGAGAUGAUCCUACUAUGACUCCAGCCGAUGUCAAAGCAUCUAUUCAGAUCAAGUCCAUAGCUGGUGUUGUUGGUGAUCCUCAAGGAGGCUCGCCAAAUCUCCUUCUCUACAUGGGUCAGGGUUCUGGUGGACAUCCCUGGACCCUACGAUGACGGAUGCGGUGGAAAUUUCAGCGAUCCUUCAGGCUCGUUUGCCAGUCAGCAUUACCCGUAUAACUAUGAGGAAAGCGUAACAUGUGACUAUCUUGUUUGGAAUCCUCUUAUGUUUCCUGUCAUGGUCGAUGUGGAUGACUUCAAUCUCGAGGCCUCAACCGCAUGCCGUUUUGAUUCGCUCUCGAUCUAUGAUGGGUCAGACACAUCAGCUGACCUGAUCGGGGUAUACUGCGGUACAGAAGGCCCUGGUAUUGUUACAAGCACUGGAAGCAGCUUGUUCUUGAGAAUGGAAUCUGAC
Strongylocentrotus purpuratus (purple sea urchin) is the source of this 1587-nucleotide messenger RNA. RefSeq names its product aqualysin-1. NCBI's taxonomy places the organism in Eukaryota, Metazoa, Echinodermata, Echinoidea, Camarodonta, Strongylocentrotidae. The coding region runs from base 162 to 1289 and encodes 375 amino acids. Gene Ontology annotation, molecular function: serine-type endopeptidase activity. The transcript is spliced from 10 exons. The record is from RefSeq and is a predicted model, not a curated record. Gene Ontology annotation, biological process: proteolysis.